Messenger RNA from Aspergillus uvarum CBS 121591, 1440 nucleotides. RefSeq names its product carotenoid oxygenase family protein. The coding region runs from base 1 to 1440 and encodes 479 amino acids. NCBI's taxonomy places the organism in Eukaryota, Fungi, Ascomycota, Eurotiomycetes, Eurotiales, Aspergillaceae. The record is from RefSeq and is a predicted model, not a curated record. The transcript is spliced from 4 exons. Gene Ontology annotation, molecular function: carotenoid dioxygenase activity. Gene Ontology annotation, biological process: carotene catabolic process.
AUGGCAAAAAGACAUCCUUACCAUGCCGGAAACUAUACUCCCAUUCACACUACCCUAAAACCCCGGCCCUGUCCGUCUGAAGGCGCGAUUCCCGAGGAGUUUCUUGGAGGGCACACUGCCAACACAAGCUUUGUGCACCAUGAUGGUCGAGUUUUGGCCACGAACGAGACGGGCCCUCCUAUGCGUGUUAUCCUGCCAUCGCUAAAGACGGUCGGUUGGUUCACUGGUAGUAGAGCGGAAGGAGAGCCUACGGAUGAGAAACCUCAUCCAUACUUUGGCGGACCGGGAGUGGAAGGGUUUUUUAAAGAAAUGACAACGGCUCAUCCCCACGUUGACCCGCAGACCCAAGAGAUGUUCCUCUUCCAUGCGACCUUCCUAGCUCCAUUUGUCACUUACUCAACAGCCAAAAGCUCGUUCAACCAGACGCUCUGUCUCAACCAGCCCGUACCAGGAUUUCAGGGAGGUAGGAUCAUGCAUGACUUUGGCGUAUCGCGCAAACACACAGUCAUGAUAGAUCUACCAGUGUCAUUGGAUCCGUUCAAUCUUUGUCGGAAUCGGCCAGUAGUCGAGUACAACUGGCGUGGCCAGACACGCUUCGGGGUGUUUCCCCGGUACGAACCCGAGAAGGUAGAAUGGUACACCACAGCGCCCUGCAUGAUUAUGCACACUGUCAACACCUGGGAUGAAGAGACCUUCAAUGGAACGCGGGUUCAUCUGCUUUUGUGCCGGAUGAACAGUGCCGCUCCGCUCUACCAUAUGGGCGGCUUGGAAGCUCCGAACAUAACCAUUCCAGAAAGCCCCGAAUGCCGCCUGUACUACUAUCAAUUUCCACCCAACAAGGAGAACCCGAAGCAGAUCUCUCACCAGUGGGCAUUGUCUGCGAUUCCCUUUGAGUUUCCACACGUGCCGCAGCGCCUCCAGAUGGCACCGACUCGUUUCGUGUAUGGGAACUCGAUGCGGACUGGAGACUUUGCGGAAGCUUGUAUCAGCAACUUCAAGGUUGAAUGUCUUGUGAAAAUCGACGUGGCGGCUCUGCUUGCGCGAGGCCUCGCCGAUCCUCCGUCGCAGGUGGAUGGCUGUGUGGACAAGAGAUCUGUCGCCGAGGUUCUCACAUCGGAUGAUCCAAACGAUCCCAUCAAAGUCUUUACCUUGCCUGAUAGAUGGUACGCGCAGGAAUGCUCGUUUGUUGCUCGCAAGGAUGGUCAGUCCGAAGACGAUGGGUGGCUCGUCACCUACGUGUACGAUGAAUCGCAGCUCGACGAAAACGGCGUAGCACCCGAGGAUUCACAGAGCGAGCUGUGGAUUAUUGAUGCCUUGGAAAUGAAGGAAGUAGUAGCUCGUGUGCUCUUGCCGCAGCGUGUACCGUACGGGAUGCAUGGUAACUGGUUUCCUGAGGAGCAGGUUCUGGGUCAGCGAGAGGUGGAGCGUUUCCGGAAGUGA